AUGGCGGACACCGUAGUGGUGUGUGCCUCGUGUCCGGAGAAGUUCCACGAUGAAGCGGCUCAACUUUGUGCCGGCAGUGGCAUGCUGAAGGCAUUUGGCAAGUCCGGAGACAUGGUCAACUCGCUCAGUGGCAAGGACUGGGUUGCCAAGUGGGAGGCCAAGGUGGUCACCUGCGUAGUUACAGCGGUGCGUCUGGUGGGCGCCCAGAAAGCGCGGAUUCUUUGCGUGGAAGGAGGCAAACAUUGCGACUUGGAGCUCGCCGCCCAGCCGAAGCUGGUCCGAGCCAUCCGAACCGAGCUGGAAGAUCAGGAGUUCCAGGUGCGGGUCGAGUGGAUGGGUUAUGUCGACCUCAAGCAUGAGGCUGCCUCUCUUUGCAAGGCCAAAACGACGACUUCCAAGAAGGGAUCCCAAGCUCCUCCCGCCGCACCGCCGAAGCAGAAGGUCGAGGACAAGGGCAAGGCAGCGCUUUGCAAGUACUUCGCCGAAGGCAAGUGUACCAAAGGCAAGGCCUGUACCUACUCCCAUGUAAAUCCAGAGGCUGUGAAUCAAAACGCCGCGAUUCAGAUGAAGCCUUGCAAGUAUUUUGCUGCUGGCAAGUGUGACAAAGGGGCUGCCUGCACCUACUCUCACACCACUCCAACGGUUGUGGCUGACAAAUCCAAGGACAAUACCCAGUCAGCCCGACAAGAAUCGAAGCCGCCUGUUUCCGGAUGGGCAUUCAAGUGCGCGGGCUGCAAAUCAUAUCCCAUGCAGGGCAAGGCAAUUUUUGCGUGUAUGGACUGCGACGACUUCGUUUGCUCAAGAUGCCAGAGUCGCAAGGCCGACUUCCAUGAUCCAUCUCACAAGUUCACUCAGUUCCACCCCGGACCUCCGGACUACUACAGAUGUGGACAAAAGGGUUGUAAGGAGAGUUUCGUGAACGAGAAGGAACUGGGUCAGCAUCAGAAGCAAACCAAGCACGCAGGCUCGCUGGGGUGUGUGCUGACUUGCUUUCAGUGCGACAAAGACUUCGACAACUUGGUCUCUUUAGAGCAGCACUGUGCCGCAAAGAGCCACGAUCCCUUGUGGAAGGCUUCCAAGAAGCCACAGGCCAAGGCAAAGCCAGCUGCACAGCCACAGCGGGGCAAUGCCCAGGCAAAGAGUACCAUCAGCGUUUGUCCAGUUUGUUUGAAAGAUUUCAAUACCUUGGAAGCCAUGGAGCAGCACAUGCGGGAUUCAGGCCACUGUUUCGGCAUGCCACCGGGAAGUGUUCAAUGCGGAACGUGCGACAAGUGGUUUGCCUCAACGCAAGCCUGUAUGCAACAUAUGGAGGAUGCCCAUGGAGACAUGCUGAGGCUCCCUGGAAUGCCUGCCAGCCUUUUUCGCCAACUACAUGGAAUCAGAUGA
Symbiodinium necroappetens is the source of this 1386-nucleotide messenger RNA. NCBI's taxonomy places the organism in Eukaryota, Dinophyceae, Suessiales, Symbiodiniaceae. The record is from the annotation of a GenBank genome assembly.